GUCACGUUCUGUUGUGUGCCCCACGCGCGCUCCUAGCAGUUUAAAAAUCUAAACCUGGAGAGGUUUACGUGCUGAAUAUUUUUUAAUCGUGGGCAAAAUAAAGUGCUAAUGAAGUAAAGUUCAAAGUUAACAUGCAGAACUUCUGAGGGUGCGCAAGCCAGCAGCACGCGGUCCUCUGCAGGCUGCUACCGUUCAGCGCCUCCCCAGUAUCAUAAUGAAAGGAGACAGCGACAUCUCGCGGACCACGCAGGGAAUUGAAGGAUGUUAGGGGAAUGUUGAAAACACUACACCACUGACCCACCGGACGUUUUCAUAGUAUGGAGGUUGCCAAGUCUGGACGAAGAGCUCGCCCUGCGGCACACCAGUCAUCGUUUGAAGAGACUCGUCACAUAAGGAAGUCCUCCACCUCUGCUUCAGCAGGAGAGGAUGAUGAUGAGGGCCCUCCUCCUAAACCAGCCCGGCGGCAGGGCGGCUGGGCAGAGGACAGCUCUGGAUCUGGUUCUGCCAAUGUCGCCACCCCCGCCCCGCAGACAGGACACCAUCCAAGGGCAGGCAGAUCUUCGAGAAGACCUGCAGCUGAGGACCUCGAAGACCGCCGCCUGCGACCACAAACUCCCCAGGGAUCAGAUGAUGAAGGAGACAUCCCAACUAUUCCUGAUCUGGAUGAAGUGCAAGAAGAAGAUCUCACCAUGCAAAUUGCUGCUCCACCAUGUAUUCAGGUGAACCGGGUAAUGACCUACAGAGAUCUGGACAAUGAUCUGAAGAAUUAUUCUGCAUUCCAAACCUUAGAUGGAGAGAUCGACUUGAAGCUACUCACCAAGGUUUUAGCACCCGAGCAGGAGGUGAGGGAGGUGAGUGAAUUUUUAGUAAAUAUAGCUUGUGAGCUCCCAACGAAAGGCCUGUCCAGCUGUUUCUUGAGCACCAGGGGAGGUUGCUGUCUGUCUCUCAGGAUGAUGUGAGCUGGGAAUGGGAUCAUCUGUUUACAGAGGUGUCCUCGGAGCUGCUGAUGGAAUGGGAUCAAGGAGAGAGUGAGGAGCUGGCUGUGUAGCCUGCAACACGAGGAGGAUGCUUGAACUGAGACAUGAAGUCGCUCUAGUAGGAGUGAUGGGCGAACGUCCCACUACACAGAAGGGCUACCAACUUCAGUUACUGUUAUUUUGUAUAAAGUGUGUGUACAGCAUUUGGUAAAUUUUAUAAAUAAAUAAAGUUAUCUGUGGAUGGAGCAGUACAGUGUUACCUUA
This is a messenger RNA of Oreochromis niloticus (Nile tilapia), 1241 nucleotides long. RefSeq names its product intraflagellar transport 43 homolog (Chlamydomonas) (gene ift43). The transcript has 12 exons. Lineage: Eukaryota; Metazoa; Chordata; Actinopteri; Cichliformes; Cichlidae. Gene Ontology annotation, cellular component: intraciliary transport particle A; cilium. Gene Ontology annotation, biological process: intraciliary retrograde transport. The record is from RefSeq and is a predicted model, not a curated record. The coding region runs from base 318 to 959 and encodes 213 amino acids.